CCCCCCCCCCCUCCCCCCACUUAUUUUUUCCUGGACUCACAGGAGGCACUAAGAUCUCUCAGAUCCCAGUAAUAAGGGACGAUCCCUAAUAAAAAGCGUGGACACAUUGUUACCCUUUCUUUGUUUGCCUCCUUACUUUAGUGAGAACACACUAGAGCUGAUCUCUUCCCACUACUGAAGGGUCUUUUAUUAUUUAUUUAUUUUUUUAAAGCACUUUCUUUUUUUUAUAUACAGUAAAAUUGAAGAGGCCAUUGUAUGGCUUUUAAUGUAAAGUAAGUAGCCUCUUUACUGUAGCCCAAAUAGAAUCUAAGCUUUUUUUUAGGCGAGAGCUGCUGCAUUUCCAUCCAUUGGGGGCAGACACAGCAUCCUUUACAGGCUGACAGCUAAAAGACGGCACCACCUAUCUAACAUGGCAGUCAGACUGUGUGAUGUGGCUUCUCUGCUUAGAAGUGGCUCGUGGGCAGCAGAGCCUUGGACUGGGCAGGUAAUUGCUGCCAUGGAAACACAGCUGUCCAAUGGUCCCACUUGCAAUAACACAGGCAACUGUCAAAACACCAUAAACAAUUGCACAUCACCAGUGGACUCCACCAAUACAGAGGACAGCAAGACAAACCUAAUAGUGAACUACCUGCCUCAGAACAUGACACAAGAGGAAUUAAAGAGCUUGUUUGGAAGCAUUGGAGAAAUCGAGUCCUGUAAACUAGUCAGGGACAAGAUUACAGGACAAAGCUUGGGUUAUGGUUUUGUAAACUACAUUGAUCCUAAGGAUGCUGAGAAGGCCAUCAAUACCCUGAAUGGAUUACGACUUCAAACCAAAACCAUUAAAGUUUCUUAUGCUCGCCCCAGUUCAGCAUCUAUUAGGGAUGCAAACCUGUAUGUCAGUGGACUUCCAAAAACAAUGACACAGAAAGAGCUGGAACAACUGUUCUCUCAGUACGGUCGCAUUAUUACCUCUCGUAUUCUUGUUGACCAAGUCACUGGUGUAUCCAGGGGAGUUGGAUUCAUUCGUUUUGACAAAAGGAUUGAGGCAGAAGAAGCCAUUAAAGGCCUAAAUGGACAGAAACCUCCAGGAGCCACAGAACCCAUAACUGUUAAAUUUGCCAACAAUCCAAGCCAAAAAGUAAACCACACUAUUCUGUCCCAGUUAUAUCAGUCCCCAAACCGGAGAUACCCAGGACCACUAGCCCAACAAGCUCAACGAUUUAGGUUGGACAAUUUGCUCAAUAUGGCUUAUGGAGGCAUAAAGAGUAGAUUCUCACCAAUGACUAUCGAUGGUAUGACCAAUUUAGCUGGUAUAAACUUCCCUGGACAUGCUGGCACUGGAUGGUGCAUAUUUGUGUACAACUUGGCACCCGACGCAGAUGAAAGCAUCUUGUGGCAGAUGUUUGGCCCCUUUGGAGCGGUCACCAACGUUAAAGUUAUCCGUGACUUCAACACAAACAAAUGCAAGGGCUUUGGUUUUGUGACUAUGACAAACUAUGAUGAGGCAGCAAUGGCUAUCGCGAGUCUUAACGGGUACCGCCUUGGUGACAGAGUUUUGCAGGUGUCAUUCAAAACAAGCAAAACGCACAAAGCUUAACAAGUUAACCUCACUCCUGUUAACACACACAAGCAUCAAAGGCAAGUUAAGAAACUUUCUGCUUUGAUAGUACUUACACACAGUGUGUGGGGGUGAGGUAGGCAAAGUUAGAAAUGGUAAGCAACCUUAGCAUUUGUGAGAUUUUGUUAUAACUAGUCUUUGAAUAUCUUAUCCUUUAUGUUUGACAAUGGACAUUACGUAACAGGGUUUUUACCUGUCCCAUUGCAUUCUAAUGCCUUCAGUUGUCGGGGCCUUUUACUAUUUCUGCAAUGGGAAGUAUUUUUUUUUUUGUUUUUACAUUAUUGCCUUCGAUCCUGUGUGUUUAAAAGGAUUUAAAAAGGAAAAAAAACUUUGCGUUGAAUUUUCUGUUCUGUAAACUUUUCUUUUAUAUUGUUUAUAGUGUUUAUAUUGUGAUUCAUGAGAAUUAUUUUAUAAAUAUUUUAUUUUAUUUUAUUUGUAUGUGUAAAGCAUUAUGUUGCAACUAUUUAAGUUUAAGGGGCAAGGAAGGCCUCAGUUCUAAGAAUUCUAUUGUAAGAUUACUGCAGACUUUUCAUAAAGUAGUACCUUGCCAAAGAGAUGAUAACCUCUUUGAUGUGGGUUUCAAAUAAUAAAAAGCAUCUAUUUUUAUAAAAAAGUAAAAUAAAAAAAUUUGAACAAACUUUUUACUGGUCCUGGAACACACUAUUUUGACUUGAAUACUUUGCAAAAUCUACUUCAUAUGACAACCUUGUGAGCUUUUAAAACUUGCCAGGAUAUUUGUGUGUGAUCGAUAUUUUUGAAGACAGGAUACUGCCCUACUUCUGGUUCGGAAUAAAAGAGAGAAAAGGGUGCAUUUUUUUAUUCCCUUUUACUUUUUUGUUAGCGUUUUUGUAUCAAUAAUGAAACCUUGGUAUUGCUUGGUUCUAAUUUCAUUUUCCUGUUGAUCAUCCUGGUUAUUCUGCAAUUGCUCACAUCAGUUUGUAAUUCAAAUGAAAUGAAACAAAUCAAAGUAUAUAUGAGCUGGUAAGAACAAUUAAAUUGUUGAAAGAUUUUUGGGGAAAAAAUCUGUUCUUCCUAAAUCAUUCCCUUCAGAAGGAGCUCAUGGUGUUUAGUGAUGUACUUGCAGUCUUGUUUGAAUAUUUAAUUUAGCUUUAUACAAUUUACAAUUUUGUGUAAGAAAGUUGGCAUUGCCAACCUACAAAGUGGCACAAUUUUGUCCUUUAAGAAAUGUGAUUCUGUUGAAAGCUAGCACCUGAGCUUUUAUGUAUUGUACAUAUUAUUCUAUAAUCAUUUAAGGGUAGAGGAAAAAGAAACCUAGCCAUGAUGAUGUCUUCAGCUUCCUGGAGGAUUGCUGGUAGAUUGUACACAUCUGUUGCUGCUAGGUCUCAUAUUUAAGUUCACUAUUUUUAUUUUUGUUCUUUUGUAAGGCAAAGUGAUGAGACAUUUUUGUACCUGUAUUUUUAGUUGUGUAUGUACCGUAACUAUAUUGUUAGUUAAGCGCCAUUUUUAUGUUCUGGUCUUGAGAACUUGAAAUAUGCAUAAUUUUUUUUUUUUUUUUUUUUGGAUCAUAUGGAGUCUGGGUACCACUUGUUUACACACUUGUGAUUUAUGUAUGUUGUAUAAAAGUAACUAGACUUAUUUUGUAUAUGCUUUGGAAAAUCCAACUCAAUUCAUAAACAGCUUAACAAAGUUUUUGAUGGUUAGUAACUAAGAAAGGGAUUAAGAAAGUGGGGUCCACAGUUAGAGGAUUUGGUGCCUUCUACAGGUAUAAAGUAAAGCAUUAUUAAUUUACUUUUGUGAGGUUUUUUUUUUUUUUUGCACAAGUUUAAAUGCUUCCUCUAAGGCCAAGCAGUGUGUGCUAUGCAUUACAUAAUGUAUAUCACUGGCAUAUGCUUUUUUUUUUUUUCAGUUUUGUAUGUUAUUUUUAUGAUAGUUCAGUAAAUAUACUGUGAAAAGUGCGUAACAAAGUGUUCAGGUAAGUUUUCAUGCUCCUUUUCAGGCUUUUUCUUCAGGCGAGUUCUCCAUAAACCGUGGCAUGGCCAUCCUUAAAUUUUCUUACAGCUGCUUUGAAUAAAGUAUUUAAGAUAUAUUUAUAUAGAAACCUAUAAAUGUUUUGCAGUAUUGGAAUACAUAUUUACAGUUCUAUUCAAUUAUAGAUCUAUCAUUGGUAAAAGAGCAUGAAAAUUUUUCCUCACUUUGGAGUCUUUCUCAGAGCACUUGGUAAAAUGUGAGACUGGUGUUUGCUUUGAGCUAGUACUGUAUGACAACACA
Hyla sarda is the source of this 3829-nucleotide messenger RNA. RefSeq names its product ELAV like RNA binding protein 2 (gene ELAVL2). Bases 410 to 1579 code for a protein of 389 amino acids. The transcript is spliced from 8 exons. Gene Ontology annotation, cellular component: ribonucleoprotein complex. NCBI's taxonomy places the organism in Eukaryota, Metazoa, Chordata, Amphibia, Anura, Hylidae. The record is from RefSeq and is a predicted model, not a curated record. Gene Ontology annotation, molecular function: RNA binding.